AUGCCUGAUCCCGCCAAGUCUGCACCAGCCCCCAAGAAGGGCUCCAAGAAAGCCGUGACCAAGACUCAGAAGAAGGACGGCAAGAAGCGGAGGAAGACCAGGAAGGAAAGCUAUGCCAUCUACGUGUACAAGGUGCUCAAGCAGGUCCACCCUGACACCGGCAUCUCCUCCAAGGCCAUGGGCAUCAUGAACUCCUUUGUGAACGAUAUCUUCGAGCGCAUCGCAGGAGAAGCCUCCCGCCUGGCUCACUACAACAAGCGCUCCACCAUCACCUCCCGGGAGAUCCAGACCGCCGUGCGCCUGCUGCUGCCUGGAGAGCUGGCCAAGCACGCCGUGUCCGAGGGCACCAAGGCCGUCACCAAGUACACCAGCGCCAAGUAACCUGCUCCGCCUCCUGCUGUCACCCCAAAGGCUCUUCUAAGAGCCGCCACAUUGUCUAUGAUAGAGCUGUUCCCACCGUAUUUCUUUCUAUAUGUGGCCAAU
Hyla sarda is the source of this 483-nucleotide messenger RNA. Its product is annotated as histone H2B 1.1. Gene Ontology annotation, molecular function: DNA binding; protein heterodimerization activity; structural constituent of chromatin. Gene Ontology annotation, cellular component: nucleosome. Bases 1 to 381 code for a protein of 126 amino acids. The transcript has a single exon. The record is from RefSeq and is a predicted model, not a curated record. NCBI's taxonomy places the organism in Eukaryota, Metazoa, Chordata, Amphibia, Anura, Hylidae.